AUGAUUUAUCUCCCUCGUGAUGACCUUGGGUCGGAUACGGCGGGGACGCUGGGGGCGAACGAUUUCACCUUUUGCCACAUCAAAGUUGUGAAUUCAGUAGAUGCAGAUGACAGACAGAACAUACAUACUGCAGACUCCAUAAGCAGUAACGCAACUUCCUUCUUGGUCAAUGGUAAAGUGUAUGGACGAGACAUAGAGUUCAAUACACUCAGACAACUGUUGUUGAAACCUUCUCUUGGUUCGGGAUUCAGCAAUGGCAGCCUGUCUUUCAUAAAAAUUUUGGGGGAUGAAGGCGUCGGAAAGACAACUCUGGCUCAGCGACUAUACAGCGAUACGAGCAUAACGGAAUAUUUUCAGUUGAAGAUCUGGGUCUAUCCAUCAGAAAACUUCAACGGGAAAAGAAUCACCAAAGAGAUAUUGCAGUCUGCAAAUAUCGACACUCCUGAUUGUAUGAAUUUGGAUAUGCUUCAAGUUAUGGUUAAGAAGAAGAUAGCAUCAAAAAGAUUUUUGAUUGUCCUCGAUGACCUAUGGAAUAAGGACCGACACGGAUGGGACAUGCUUUGUGCAUCACUAAGCUCCGGAGUGCCUGGCAGCAAGGUGCUCCUGACAACUCGCUUUCCAAGGCUCCCAACUGUGGCUUCCAAUGAAUGUGCAUUCCACCUAAAUAGAAUGGACGAAGAAGAGUUCCAGUGA
This is a messenger RNA of Zingiber officinale, 693 nucleotides long. RefSeq names its product putative disease resistance protein RGA3. Bases 1 to 693 code for a protein of 230 amino acids. The record is from RefSeq and is a predicted model, not a curated record. Gene Ontology annotation, molecular function: ADP binding. Lineage: Eukaryota; Viridiplantae; Streptophyta; Magnoliopsida; Zingiberales; Zingiberaceae. Gene Ontology annotation, biological process: defense response to other organism. The transcript has a single exon.